UCAGCCAGCGCGCCCGGCUGCCCCAGCUGUCACAUAUUUAACCCACCCCCACCUCUUCCCAUUUCUCUCUCCCUCCUCCAUCAUCCACUCACAACCAUCAUCUCCAUCUCCAGCCUUGUGCUUCAUUCCAUCCAACCACCACCACCACAACAUCUUCACAUCCAUCCAUCACAAUGGCCCGCACGAAGCAAACUGCCCGCAAGUCCACUGGUGGCAAGGCUCCCCGUAAGCAGCUCGCUUCCAAGGCUGCUCGCAAGUCCGCCCCCUCCACCGGUGGCGUCAAGAAGCCUCACCGCUACAAGCCCGGUACCGUCGCUCUCCGUGAGAUCCGUCGCUACCAGAAGUCGACCGAGCUCCUCAUCCGCAAGCUCCCCUUCCAGCGCCUGGUCCGCGAGAUUGCCCAGGACUUCAAGUCCGAUCUCCGCUUCCAGUCCUCUGCCAUCGGCGCUCUCCAGGAGUCGGUCGAGUCUUACCUCGUCUCCCUCUUCGAGGACACCAACCUUUGCGCCAUCCACGCCAAGCGUGUCACCAUCCAGUCGAAGGACAUCCAGCUCGCCCGUCGCCUCCGUGGUGAGCGCAACUAGAUUGUGCUUCACGCAUAGUCUCUCGGGGAGGAGUUGACAAUUUGGGUGGAUGCUUAUGAUACACCUUGGGAUGGCAUGACGAUUCGGUUUUUACAGGGCAAGGGUAAUAGGCGUUAUUGAAUGCGUUGAUAUUUCUUCAUAUGCACAAAGAGGCAUCGUUGUACAUCAGUGCGAGGCAGCUGCCAUUUGCGCUGCGAUACUGAACUUGACAAUUGAUCACGAACAACAAAAAACCUAAACAAA
This is a messenger RNA of Microdochium trichocladiopsis, 827 nucleotides long. Its product is annotated as histone-fold-containing protein. Gene Ontology annotation, biological process: rRNA transcription. The transcript has 2 exons. The record is from RefSeq and is a predicted model, not a curated record. NCBI's taxonomy places the organism in Eukaryota, Fungi, Ascomycota, Sordariomycetes, Xylariales, Microdochiaceae. The coding region runs from base 174 to 584 and encodes 136 amino acids. Gene Ontology annotation, molecular function: protein heterodimerization activity; structural constituent of chromatin; DNA binding. Gene Ontology annotation, cellular component: nucleosome.